Cryptomeria japonica (Japanese cedar) is the source of this 2918-nucleotide messenger RNA. RefSeq names its product inositol transporter 1. The record is from RefSeq and is a predicted model, not a curated record. Gene Ontology annotation, molecular function: myo-inositol:proton symporter activity. Gene Ontology annotation, biological process: transmembrane transport. Gene Ontology annotation, cellular component: membrane. Lineage: Eukaryota; Viridiplantae; Streptophyta; Pinopsida; Cupressales; Cupressaceae. The transcript has 9 exons. The coding region runs from base 896 to 2617 and encodes 573 amino acids.
GCCAUUGAAACUAGCUAAUUAAAACCAUAUAAGGUGUACCAUAACAAUCAUGAAGCUGUAAAUUACAGCAAAUGAUGAACACCAGGCCCACAAAAAAAAAUUAAAACGAGAAAAACGUUAGAAGAACGCGAUCUUCAAAACGCAAUAUUCUAAAGCCUAUCUCCAGUUCACUGGAGGCAGAGCAUCAUUUUAGUUUCCAAUGUUUUCAUGUGGGCCGCCUCCACGUCAGAAAAGAGUACACGACAAUAUUGACACGUCGGCUGUCCAUCUCUUCCUGGCUGUAAUAAUGGGCGACGUUCUAAUCCUUCGGAAGCAAGAUAUUGAUUAAAAAGCUCGGAAUAGACCAACUACUUGCCUGUCACAAAAUGCUCGGAAAUCGAAGUGGCAAGAAAAUCCGACGGAUGUAGCCCAGCUGUCAACACCAUUGAAAUAACUGCGAUGCUUCCUUCUUUCUGUUCAAUUUAACUCAGAGGGCUGCGAAGUUGAAUCGUUAGGGUUUUGUUUUUUUCAAUUUGAAUGAAAUGCAUUUAAAAACUUGAGGGUUGAUACUGAUGCUUGAAAAGCUGUAAAUUUCUGAAUUUGUCGGGAGAAAAGGGCGUAAAUGUCACUUGUUGGGAGCCUUUAACAUUUGUUGAGGUUCAUUCUAAGGAAAUGCUUUGGAUGAGCUGAAUUUAACUGCCAUUCUUUUGUGUAUACGUUUCAAAUUUUCAAGACAUUGAGACAAUUAAUUCAAAAAUCUUCGAUUCACACAAGCAUUGGAGUGGAAUUGGCUGUCACUUGUUGCCAUUUUCUCGUGGCAGAUUUUCAAGAUUCCAGUCUGCAGGAAGAAUUAUGUCUGUCUAAUACAGAGCAUUUUUGUUUGCUAAGGUUGAACUCACUUGGUUAUUUCUCAAAAAUGACGAUAGGAUAUUUGCCAGGAACAUCAGGAUCAAAUCUCUCACAGCAGCAAAAGACAUCAUUCUUUGGAAAUCGAUACAUAAUUGGUUUGACUUUUGUUGCUGGUAUUGGUGGCUUACUUUUUGGAUAUGACACAGGAGUCAUAUCAGGAGCACUUCUAUACAUUCGUGAUGAUUUUAAAGAGGUGGCCGAGAGUACAUUUCUGCAGGAAACUAUUGUCAGCAUGGCAGUGGCUGGGGCUAUAGUUGGAGCUGCAAUAGGUGGAUGGCUUAAUGAUGCUUAUGGACGAAGGAAAACAACUCUUUUAGCCGAUAUUAUUUUCACAAUUGGAGCAGUCUGUAUGGCAGCUGCACCAGAUCCAUAUGUUCUUAUUAUUGGUAGGCUUUUGAUAGGAUUGGGUGUUGGCCUGGCAUCAAUCACUGCUCCUAUUUAUAUUGCAGAAGCUUCACCAUCUGACAUAAGAGGAGGUUUAGUGGGUAUAAAUGUGCUGAUGAUAACUGCAGGCCAGUUUCUGUCCUAUCUUGUGAAUUUAGCAUUUACCGAGGUUCCAGGGACUUGGCGUUGGAUGCUUGGUGUAGCAGGGUUACCUGCCAUCUUCCAGUUUACACUUAUGUAUUUUUUGCCAGAGUCUCCACGAUGGCUUUAUAUGAAGAACAAGCAAGUUGAAGCUGUAGCAGUUCUUGAAAAAAUCUAUGAUCCAGACAGUUUGAGGAGUGAGAUCGAGCACCUUUCUGCUGCUGUUAGUGAAGAGCUUCAGCGAAGUCAGUCAAAAAUAGGAUUUUUUGACCUGUUUAAAACAAAGGAAGUAAGACUUGCUUUGCUUGCUGGAGUUGGUCUUCAGGCAUUUCAACAGUUAUGUGGCAUUAAUACUGUUAUGUAUUAUAGCCCCACUAUUGUAGAGCUGGCUGGUUUUUCGUCAAAUAAAACUGCCCUGUUGCUAUCCUUGCUGGUUUCUGGAAUGAAUGCAAUUGGUACAGUUCUUGGUAUAUAUCUCGUGGAUAAAUGUGGAAGAAGAUUUCUAGCAUUGACAAGUUUGAUUGGUGUCUUUAUAUCAUUGGGUAUCCUGUCAGGUGCAUUUUACUUGACUUCGAUUGAUGUUCCUGCUGUUGACAUACAUGGGUCUCUGCGGAGAUCAGAUUAUGCCUGUCCAGCACUCCUUGACUUGAGCCACCCUCUUUGGAACUGUAAGGGUUGCUUAGAUGCUGCAUGUGGCUUUUGCACUGCAUCUGGAAAUCAGAUGCUUCCCGGAAGUUGCUUUGUUGCAAACACUACUGCUAAGGGUUACUGUCUUCAGAGCUCUCAUCAUUGGUUCACUGAUGCAUGUCCAAGCAGUUAUGGAUGGCUUGCUAUUCUUGGAUUGGUUUUGUAUAUAGCUUUCUUUUCCCCUGGUAUGGGAAUGGUUCCUUGGGCAGUCAAUUCAGAAAUUUAUCCUGAGAAAUAUAGAGGUACAUGCGGAGGUAUUGCUGCAACUACAAAUUGGAUAUGUAACUUGAUUGUUGCACAGACCUUCCUCUCCUUGAUAAAUGCUGUGGGUACUUCAAAAACUUUCUUGAUAUUUGCUGCUAUCACAGCUGUUGCAUUCUUUUAUGUGCUAGCGUUAGUUCCUGAGACAAAAAACCUGAGCUUUGAGGAAUUUGAAAAAUUAUGGCAAGAGAGAGCAAAAAGGUGUAGAAUAAAGAAAAUCAGUCCCUUUCGACAAACACUUCUUGAAAGAGAUUAGAAGUCAUGACCUUGCAGCUCUGGGUUUAGGUGUUUUUGAGAGAUCAGACAUCGUGAAAUAGCUGUGUUCUGUUGUCAAUUGUUUUUUGAUGUCCUUGGCAGAAACUACCUUAAUAUGGCACGUCAAAUCUGUUGGAAGGGAUUUGGUUUAGACUCUCCUUGUUUUCCACUUGGAUGUAACGUUGACAUUUUCAUUUUGCUUUAAUAUUUAAAAUUCUCUGGGUUGGGGUUCUGAAUUGGGCAUUGUUAGAUAUCACGGUGCAAUUGCAAAGAUAAUUUAAUUUAGUAAUUCUUUUCUUUCA